Eriocheir sinensis (Chinese mitten crab) is the source of this 14909-nucleotide messenger RNA. RefSeq names its product obscurin-like (gene Obsc). NCBI's taxonomy places the organism in Eukaryota, Metazoa, Arthropoda, Malacostraca, Decapoda, Varunidae. Gene Ontology annotation, biological process: protein phosphorylation. The record is from RefSeq and is a predicted model, not a curated record. The coding region runs from base 207 to 13595 and encodes 4462 amino acids. The transcript has 78 exons. Gene Ontology annotation, molecular function: protein binding; ATP binding; guanyl-nucleotide exchange factor activity.
GAGAGAGAGGCCAAGUGAGGGGGUGUCAGAAGUCUUGGCAGCGGGCAACCCUCACACACACUCCAACGAUUCACCACCAACGUGCAGGACCACCAGAACCUCUCUCUCCACCAGCGCCUUCAACACCAGGACCCUCCCCUCCCCCCCCGCGGCCCUGUGGGCCUUUAUGAGCCAGCCCCAGGAGAGCCCAGGUCACCACCGGCGCUAUGGCUCAUAAGUUCGUGUCCACCAAAGAUGUGAUGAAGAAUGAAGGGUUCCUGGCCAAGCUCGGGUCCACGCUGGCCGGGAGACUCAACCCGGACCCGCUCAUCGAGACCAAGGCCAAGAGCUCCAUCACCUGGCGGAGGACCUCGGACAUCAAACACCGCAUAAAGACGGCCACUGGCACCAUUGCUAUCUACGAGGACCUGACGCCGGAGCAACUGGCAGAGAAGCAAGCGGAGGCCGAUCGAGCAGCAGGAGGGAUAGCGCCUGACAGCGCCGGCCCUGCCCCUGCUGCCACGCUAGAAGAGGAAGGGGCUAAAGAACCUGCUCUGCCUACUCCUACUGCGACUCCUGCUGCUGCUGCGGAUGCUACUGCUGCUGGGAAACAAGCACCACCACCACCGCCACCACCACCACCACCACCACCACCAGCAGAAGACCUCACCCCUGAACCCAAACAACCCAAACAACCCAAAAUCUCCCCACCCAAGCAGGAAUGGUGGAUGGAGGAGAUGGAAGAAGCAGGUAUAGGAGUAGGAGAAGCAGUAAGGAGAGCAGAGAAGCGGACAGAGAGCGUUAUGCAGGAGCAGGAGGGAGCAGAACCAGGCAUGACCACCACCACCACCACCACCUCCACCACCACCACCACUUUCACCUUCCUGGCUAAUGAGGACUACGCACCUGAGGACGAUGACGGCCUACAGGUGGUCUCAGGACAGAUUCUCACCUUGAUUGAUAAGUCAAGUCCUCAUAAACGCCCCAGACUGGAGGAGGGUGAGGGGGGAGCCACGCACCUCUUGGACAACUCCGCGGCCAAGCACAAGAUGGCAAUUAGACCUAAGAGGAACCACCCCGACCCACGAUCAAGAGGACAUGACACCGGGGAGGAGAGAUGGGUCAUGCGAGACGAGGACAGCGGUAAGGAAGGCCUGGUCCCCUCACGCCUUCUUUCCCCGCACGCCGAGACCACCACCACCGCCCUCCGAUCCUCCCUCAAGCGGACGGUGCAGCAAAUCGCGAAGGAGGAGCCGCUGGAGGUGAAGCAGAGUCUGAUGAAGGAGAUUCGAGAGUACAAGUCUAGGAAGCUCUCGAGUCGGCAGCUCCUGGGCCCAUCUCCCGAAGACGAGGCGCGCGCGAAGAGGACGGCCACGAUCAGGGAGCUUGUGGAGACCGAGGAUGAGUUCGUGAAAGACCUGCAGUUCGUGGUGGAGAACUACUACGACCUGCUGGACGACCCGAACACCCCAAGAGUCAUCCGCGACCAGAAGGAGCUCAUCUUCAACAACUUCAAGCGCAUCGCGGAGUUCCAUCAAAAUGUCCUGAUCGAAGGGGUCAAGUACCACGCUGAGGUGCCUACGAUGAUUGGACGAACCUUCCUGAGGCUGGAGAGGGACUUCGACAGACACGCUGAGUACUGCACCAACGAGCCUUUAGCGCAGGAGUUUAUGGAGAACAACCUCACCGUGAAGGAGUUCUUUGAGGAACAAAGUCAGCAGCUGGGAGACGACAAGAGGCUGCAAGAACACCUGAAACUACCGAUCCAGCGACUCAACGACUACCAGCUCCUGCUAAAGGAGCUGGUCAAGUACAGCAGCAGGCUCGGGGACGACACCAACGACCUGCAGAAGGCCCAUGAGUUGAUGCAAACGAUCCCUCAGCGGGCCACCGACGCGAAAUUCAUCAACUCGAUCGAGGGCUUCAAGGGGAACUUAUAUAAACUCGGAAGACUUGUUCGACACGACUGGUUCACGGUCAAAGAGGAAGGCCAGAAGGCGAGGGAGCGUUACCUCUUCCUCUUCAAGGCGCGGAUCCUCGUCACCAAGGUCAAGAGAAUCAGCGAGGACCGAUCCAUCUUCAUCCUCAGAGAUAUCAUAAGGCUCCCGGAGACAUCCCUGGGAAGCCUAGACAACCCCAAAGCUCUCGAAUUCCUCCACAUCGAACCCCACGCCCAUCCCAACUACCCCAUUCGAAUCGAGGCCAGGACAGCUGAGAUCCGCGAAUCGUGGUUGGCGGGGGUUGAAGAAUACGUGGUUGAUACAGCAUCCGUCGAAGAUCUCCUCUUCGACGACGAACUAAGAGUCGUCUCCCAAGAAGCUGACGAGGAGGACGCCAAAGUCUCCUCUUCCCCGAUACCCGAAGGUCAAGAUUACGAAGAACUCCCUGAAGACGAAGACCAGAGAGCACAGUCCGUGAAGAAAGCGAAGAGAGAGGAAGAGAAGCCAAAGGAGGAGGAGGAGGGGGAGCAGGACUUCUGGGCUGAAUGGGAAGAGACAUUUGAGGGAAAGAAAUCGAGCAAGGAACAACUCGAGCAGGUAGACAAGGGUUCCGUUAAAGAGCAGAGUCAGGUUACCUUAACACCACCCACCACCACCACUACUACUACCACUACUACCACCCCUACUACAAGCCAGGACCCACCUUUACCCACCACUACUACCACUACCCAACCGCCACAGCUCGAUCAGGCGACAGGGGGGAAACCGCAGGCGUCAGGAGGGAAGCCGAAGGUGACGCUACCCAAGCCGGAGGAAAAGGCCAAGAAAGGAGCAGCCAUGGAGGAGCCGAGCACCCCGUUCACCCCUGGGGGAACACCGAAGCCAGUAUUUACGAAGACUCUGAAAGGAGACAUCGUUGAGCGCUUAGUUACACUUCCGGACUCGGGAAAGUUGGUAACCCUGACGCUAAUAGAACCGGGCGAGGAUGUGGCGUUCGUGUGUGAGGUGACCCAUCCACUCCCCUACUUCAUCACAUGGCUCAAGGACAACAAGCCUCUCGACGACAAGCUGGCUGACCGCGUGCAACAACAGGAUAGCGGCUCGAAGCAUACAUUGAGGGUGCUCAACUGUCGGAUAGAUGACUCAGGUAUCUACACGGCCAAGGCCACCGAUGAGGCCAACUCCAGCUCCACCUGUUCCGCCCAGCUGCUCGUUCAGGAGUUCACGGAGGAGGAGAGAGCGCGCCGCUACGCUGAGAAGAGUCCGUUUUUCUUGGUCAGGAUGAAGCCAACGGAGGUGAUCGAAAACACGAACCUCUCCUACACCAUCCACGUGAAGGGCGACCCGAUGCCUGAAGUUCAAUUCCUCAAGGACGAGCAGGACAUUGUGGAGGACGAGCGAGUGACCAUCCACCGUGACCAGCAGGUAGGCCACUACGAGCUGCUCAUCUCCCACGUGCAGAAGGAGGACGAGGGCGUGUACAAGUGUGUGGCGCGUAACAGGUUCGGCAAGGCGGAGUGUGACGCGCAGAUGACCGUCAGCGACGAGAAGUUGGUGUUCCAGGCCCUGAGUGGAAAGGGCUCCCUCCUUGCCACGGGGGAGAAAGCCGAGUUCAAGUGGUUCAGGGACGGCCAGGAGUUCGACCCGCUGGAGAGAUUCAAUGUGAUGUUCAAGGAUGACGAGGACACCCUGGCGCUGGUCUUCCAAAACGUGACCCCCGAGGACGCCGGUCUCUACACGUGCGUGGCCUCGACAUCGUGUGGCAAGAUCUCGUGUUCCGCCGAGUUGACCGUGGAGGGCUCCAUAAACCGCUUGCUACGUGACCCCGAGCCCCCCAGCAUCAAGGAAGAGAUGACGGAUACCACAGUCUCCAUUGGUGGGUCUGCCAUGCUUGAGUGCAAGAUUGGAGGAUAUCCGAAGCCAGAGCUCAAAUGGACUAAGAACGGACUGGACCUGGAGAUCGGUGGUCGGAUGAGGAUGCUUUGGGAAGACGAGGAGAGCGUGGCCUUCGUGAUUAAGAACGUGGAGGAGCGAGAUGCCGGGUUGUACCGUGUAGUGGUGACCAACGACCUCGGCGAAGCGGAUUGCAGCGCUAAACUGGCCAUUCGAGCCGGGCCAAAGAUCAAGAAGCUGCUGAAGGAGGUGGCGUGCGUCGUGGGGCAGAAUCUGGAGUACAACAUCGAGGUACAGGGAGAGCCGGCCCCACAAGUCCAUAUACCCCUCGAAUUGUUCCCCCAGUUGCCUCCCCCCGCCGCCCGCCCCCCUCACCGCUCCCCAGUUCCCCUCACCGCCCCCCUCUUUCCCGUUAGCAUGGUGGACGGCAGGCCAGUGGAAUCGACAGACCGCGUGAGCCUGAAAAAGGUCAGCGACACCCUUUGGACCUUCACGAUCAAGGGCAUGGUGGCCGGAGACUGCGGAACCUACACGGUGGUGGCCGCUAACGAGGUGGGCCAGGUGUCCGAUUUCUUCACGGUGGCCACGGACUCGGCGCCGCAAAUCACGCGCGACUUGGACCCAGAGACCGAGAAGAAGCUCAACAUGGAUGUCACUCUCGAAGUCCGCGCUACAGGAAGUCCCAAACCCGAUGCCAGAUGGUACAAGAAUGGGAAGGAGAUCAUGGCGGACGAGCGCUUCAAGAUGACCCGUGAUGACACCUUCUACAUCCUCAAGAUCCGUCACGUGGAGAGGAAGGACAAAGGAACGUACAAGUGUGUGCUGACCAACACAAGCGGUGAGGCCAGCACGCAGGGUGACCUCUUGGUUCGAGCCCCGCCGGACUUCGUGACCCCCCUGAAGGACGUGUGUGCCAAGGAAGGAUCUAAGGACGUCAAGCUCUUCGUGGAGUGGGAAGCGAAUCCUCCACCCACUGUCAAAUGGUUCUUCAAGGACAGACCCGUGCGUGAGGAUACGGAAGGAUACGCCAUCAGGGGAGCGCAGGAUACCUCACAGAUCCUUUGCAUCCUACAAGCCACGCCGGAUUUCGUUGGCCAAUACACUGUGAAGGCCGCCAACGAGUACGGAGAGAGCACGUGCAAGGGACGAUUCAGGCUACACGAACCCCCGAGCAUCCUACAGAGCCUCAAGGAUACCGAGUUUUUGGAGUUCGAGGCUUCCAAGUUCCUGUUCAAGGCCAUUGGUGUGCCCCAGCCGGACGUCAAGUGGACCAAGGACGGGAAGAAGUGGACCCCAGACGAGCGAAGGGUGAGGCUGAAGCUGGAGGGAGAGGAGACGUACAUUCUUAUCUUCGAGGAGGCGCUGACGGUGGACUCCGGUCAUUACGUAGCCACCGUAUCCAACGUGGAGGGGACUGUGACCACCGAGGCUACACUGACCGUCAACAAGGCCGAGGAUAGCGUAGACACCCCUCGCACGGACCCCAAAGCGAAAGAAAACGCGGAGAAGCAGAAGCCAGCCAGUGACGCCAUGGAGGAGGAGAAGGAGAAGGAGAAGAGGGAGAAAGUUGAGAGUGAUGACGAUGAUGGAAGGACGAAAAAGAAGCGAAAACUAACCAUUGCGGAAGCCCCGGACGAAAACGAGAUGCAGCCCACGGAAAACGGGAAACAAGUGACCAUGGAAAACGGGGAUAUGAGUGCAGCGCAGGGAGAACUCAUGGAAAUCGAGGAGGCGGAGAUCGGGACGGAAACAGAGCCGGUGAAGUGGAGGAAAACAUCAACGCUACAUGUGUCAAGGGAUGUGGAGACGGAGACAGCCAUAUCAGACACAGAAGAAACAUCCCUGACCAAGGCCGUGAACGUGAUGGUACAGGAGGAUGUGUUGACGAGGGAAGGGCCGGAGAGAGGCGAGGAGGAGGUGGUGGACAGCGCUUCUUUCUACCUUGAGCCUGACGAGGUGGAGGGCCGGCCAGGGAUGCAUGUGACCGCCUCUUGCAGCAUCAACAGACAGCAGAAGGGCGGGAAGACUAUAAUUACAGCCGAGUCUGACGUGGGGGACGAGGACGACAAGGCAACGUCCCGGAUCGUGCACGUCAAACAGACCAUGGAGGUGGAGCAGUACCUCGGCCUGGUCACCGACAACGAGGACGACACCAACUUGGCCCUCCCCAGCAGUGGCACUCUGGUUGACCCCCGCGUCAAGGCCCUCAUCCAAGGCACCCAGGAGGAGGGCGACCAGCAGGAGGCACCCUCGCACCCGAUAGAAAACGGGGACUUACACCGAGUGAAAUGUGGCAAACUGCAGCCGAAGAAAUCCGUCUCCUUCGAUGAGUUCCCCGAAGUCAUUGAGGACAUCCCACUUGAAGACAUCGAACUCCCGAAGAGCAAGAAGGCCCUGCAGGAGAAGGACGUAUCCCCCAAACACUCCAAGGCCAGUAGCGGCAAAACCCCGAAGGAACCAGCCCCUGAGGAACACGAAGGGCCUGAAGGGGAGGAGAAGGGGGUGAAGGAGGCCCAGAGGAAGCUAAGUAGAGGCCGGGGGUCCCUCUCCCAAGACGCUGAAGAAGCGCCGCCGCAUAUCAAGGGGUGUAACUUCAACGAGGGGAAGACACUCAUCGCGCACCACAAGUUCCUGCUGGAAGUGGAAGCGACGUCCGUACCCGAGGCGGAGGCGACAUGGUACCUGGACGGGAAGGAGCUGCCCAACGGUGUGGACGGCGUCAAAUUGGCCUUCGACGGCAAGAAGUACACGCUGGAGAGGGUUGGCAGCGAUCCGGAACACAGCGGAGAAUACAAGUGUGUGCUGAAGAACAAGAUUGCCGAGGGCGAGGAGAAGGGCAACAUCACGGUGAAAGAGAAGGAAUCCCGAGUGCGCAACAAGCUGGAGGACGUCUACGUGAAGGAACACACGGACGCCGUUAUCAAGUGUCAGAUUGUGGGUGACCCGAUCCCGGAGGUGCAAUGGCUGCGUGACGGGAAGCCGCUGCCCAUGUCUGAGAAGUUCGAGGUAUCCUGCGAGCGGAUGGCAGGAUGGCACACGCUGGUGAUCAAGAACGUGAAGGAGGGAGACAAAUGUUCCUUCAGCGUGAAAGGGAAGAACCAACAUGGAGAGUGUGAGACCACGUGCCGCAUGGGAGUCCUGGUCAAGCCCGCCCCAGGACCCUUGGAGGACGCUGUGGUGGACUUCGGGAAGGACCUCUACGUAUCCUUAACGAUCCAUGCCUUCCCCGCCCCUACGAUGGUCUGGACUCUGAACGGGCAGGAGCUGAAGGAUGGCGAGCACUACGAGUACACGAGGAACGAAUCAAGGGAGGAAUAUGGCAUCAUCUUCCACGGCGCGGCCCUGGACGACGCUGGCAAGUUGGCUUUCACCGCCUCCAACGACGCGGGUAGCGAAACCAAGUCCUGCCUGGUUCGCGUGCAUUACGAGACUCCCACGGUGGUCGGAGGGCUUGAGGACACCGGGUUCUGUCUGGAGUCGGACGGCACCUUGACCUUCAGGGCCUCGGGGUUGCCGCUGCCGGAGUGCCACUGGACCAAGAACGGAAUCCCCCUCAAAAACGACAACAAACACGACAUCACCAACCCAGAGCCCGGCGUCUACUGCCUCACCAUCAAGGACGUGGACCAGUACGACUUUGGCGAGGUCGCCGUGGUGGCCAAGAGUCUGGUGGGUGAGUGCGAGUCUAAGGCCAAACUCAGCCAGAAGAUGCUGGAGUGCAGUUUCGUUGAGGCGCUGGAGAACCUCACCAACGGGCCCGAAGGAGAUGACCUCACCCUCAGCGUCACCGUCAGGGGAUCACCCAGGCCUAAGUUCGUCUGGACCAAGAACGGGGACGAGGUGGAAGCAUCGGCCAAGUUCAAGAUCUCGUCCAAGAAGAACUCGUACUGUGAGGCCACCAUCAACCUGACCAUCGUGGAGGCCUCGGCGAUCGACUCCGGCCAGUACAGGUUGAAGUGUUACAACGACGUGAGCGAGAUAACCACGGAGACGGCACUGGUUGUGAGACCCGAGAGGAGGAAGCCCAAAGUCACCAAGAAGCCCCAGGAGCUGCAAGUCAUGGAGCACCAGCCGGGCGUCUUUCAGGCCAAAAUCAUCGGUUUCCCCAAGCCUGAGGUCAAGUGGUUGAAGGACGGUCGCCAGGUGUACCAUUCUGACGUGAUCGACCUGGGCGUGACGGCAGAGGGCAUCUACUACCUGGAAUUCAGAGGCGUGACACAGGAGGACAUGGGCAGGUACACGGUCCAUGCCUCCAACGACCUGGGCUCCUGCGAGGCGGACACCCAGCUGACUGUCGUGCCUCCGCCAUCAAAGCCCGAGUUCCUGAGCAGCCUGAGGUCAAGCAAGGUCAUUCUCGGCUACCCCGUUAGGUUGGAGGUCAAGCUUGGAGGAUCACCGCGCCCUGAAGUCCAAUGGCUCAAGGACGGACAGCCCAUUAACCUGGACGGGAAACACUAUAAACAAGUUGAAGGCCCCGACGGAACCGUGUGUCUGCAAAUCGACGCCGCCACGGAAGGAGACGCCGGUGAGAUCAGCUGUGUGGCCAAGAACCCCGAGGGAGACUCCACCUCGAAGGCCACGCUGUCUGUGCUGGGCUUCACUCGCGAGGACGGCCAGCCAGACAGUCCCGCCAAGUUCACGGAGGGCCUGAAGGACAUCUCCGCGGACGAGGGCGACACGCUGCGCCUGCCCGUGACCAUGAAGGGCGGACCCGUGCCUAAGAUGAAGUGGUACAAGGACGGCAAGGAGAUCAAGCUGGGCGACCGUGUGUUCUUUACCUACGACGGCGAUAGGGCGUUCUUGGAGGUGCGGCCGGCCCAAGGGGAGGACUCCGGCAUGUACAAGUGCGUGAUUGAGAACGAUCACGGAAAGGCGGAGACGGAGUGUGAGGUGUCCAUUAGGAAGUGCUUCGAGCCCCCGUGCUUCACCUCCACCUUCACCAACCAGUACAAGCUACCUGGAAGUGAUGUGCGCAUGACGGUGAAGUACGACGGUCUGCCUCUGCCUGAGAUCACCUGGUACCACGACAACGAGAAGAUCGGCUCUGACGGGGACCGGGUGCGGGUAAGGAAGGAUGGCGAGGGACAGACUCUGCUCAUCCGGGACGCCACCUACAGCGACGCCGGCGUGUACAGGGUCGUGGCAAAGAACAGGGAGGGCACCGUGGAGUACAAGGCUGAGCUCUUCGUGUCGGAUGAUAUCGACCCGAGGAGGCGCAUGGAGGCCCCGGUGUUCCUCAAGGUGAUAGGCGACCAGGAGGUGUUCGAGGGCUCCAAGGCGCUCUUCAAGGCGAUCGUGAUGGGCAAACCCGAGCCGGAGUUCAGGUGGUACAAGGACAACAGCCCCAUUAUCUCCACGAACCGAGUAGCCGUGGAGAAGGACAACGAUGGUCUGAUUCGGCUUUCCAUUCGCCACGUAACCGCAGAGGAUGCCGGCGUGUACCAGCUGAAGGCAUGGAACGAGUACGGGGAAGCUGCUUGUUCUGGGAAGCUCAUCUGUGAAACGCUAACGAGCAAGAAGAAGAGGCCAGUGGGGGAUGAGUACCAAGGCUUCGAUAGGAUCCGGCGGUCAGGUGUUCCCAUGCCUCUGCCGGAUAAGCCCAUGAUCAGCGCCCUCUCCGACCGACGAGCCACGAUCAGCUGGAUGCCCCACCUGGCCGCCCCGCCCACCCAGCCCGUCACGUACCUGCUGGAGAUGGCUGAGUACCCUGAAGGGGAUUGGAACACGGUGCGAACAGGUAUCCGCGGGUGCAGCGUGGACGUGUCAAACCUCCUCCCGAAGAGCGAUUACCGGUUCAGGGUGCGGGUAGCCAAUAAGCACGGCGUCUCAGAGCCCUCACCCUACGUGCUAACCUACAGACACAAACUGGAGCUGCCCCCUAUCACCUACGAACCCUGGAUGGACCCCAACUACGAGUACAAGGGUGAAGGCCCGUAUGUCCCCGAAGGCUUUAGGAUCAACAGGGACAACCGCGGGAACUACUACGCCGCGCCUCGCUUCCUUCGUCUGGAGCACGACACCCAGUACGGCAUGCGGGGCUUCAACGCCUCCCUUAAGUGGUACGCCUAUGGGUAUCCUCUCCCGAAGGUGCAGUUCUUCAGGAAUGAUCUGCCACUCGACGUCGGGAGGAAGGGGAGUCGCUACACGUAUUCCCACGAUGCUACGGGUGCUAUCUGCUUGUUCGUUGAUAGGAUGACCGAAGGAGACAUAGGCCUAUACGACUGUCUGGUGACCAACGAGUACGGGCAGUCUAGGCAGCGUCUCCGCCUUGACCUCAGCGAGUAUCCUAGAGUCCUUCAGCCCCUUGAGGAACUCCACCUCCGCGCCAACUCCUCCGGCAAGAUUAUGUGCAGGAUUUCCGGGUAUCCUGCGUGUGAUGUCAAGUGGUUCAGGGAUUGGGAGCCGCUUCCUUCAUCCUACAAGUUCAGGCCGUCGUUCCUGGAGCCCGAUUGGUACAUUUUGACCAUCAACGGGGCCUCGGUCAAGGAUGCUGGACUGUAUUCUGUGGCGGCUGUCAAUGUGGCUGGCAGUGUGCAUUCCUCGUGCAUGGUUCACAUUGAGGACGACGACAUCGGCUUCUACUGGACCGGGCCGGGCAUGGGCAGGAAAGUGGGUAUCAACAGCCGCCGUGGGACCCUGGAAGACCACUACGAUAUCGGGGACGAGCUGGGCCGCGGCACACAGGGCGUCUCCUACCACUGCGUCGAGCACCAUACGGGGCGUAACUUCGUGGCCAAGAGCAUGUGGGGCAAGGACAACUUCAAGCAAUGGAUGAGGAACGAGUUUGAUAUGAUGAAUCACAUUAACACGUGCAAGAAUAUCGUCAGGCUUUACGACGCCUAUGAGUCCGUCAACAACAUGGUUCUGGUGACCGAGCUGUGUGGCGGCGGGGACCUUCUGGGCACCCUUACGCAGCGAACCUACAUCACGGAGUACGAGGUGUGUUGGUAUGUGAGGCAGCUGCUCCUGGCGGCCGACCACAUGCAUGACCGCUGUAUGGCGCACCUGGGCAUCAACGUGGGUGACAUACUGCUGGUUCGACCCAACGGCAUGGAAAUCAAGCUGGGUGACCUCUCUCUCGCUCGUAACAUCAGGAUUCAAAAUGUAUAUCCUCUUGACUACGGUAUGCCAGAGUUUGUCGCACCUGAAGUCGCGAACGGGGAGGGGGUGACUUACGCGACGGACAUGUGGGCCAUCGGUGUGGUUACCUACAUUCUGCUGUCUGGCAUCUCUCCAUUCAGAGGAGAGAACGACCGCGAGACGCUGACGAAGGUGAAGAAGGGUGAGGUCAACUUCGACAGGGACGCUUUCGCCCAUAUUUCAGGAGAGGCGAAGGACUUUAUUCUCAAGCUCCUGGACUAUAAGGUGGACACACGUAUGGAGGCCAAGACUGCGCUGCGUCACCCCUGGAUGUCGCUUGCCUCGUCCAUGCCCCGCGACCCUUACCGUAUCACCACCGACAGGCUCAGGUCCUACUACUCCCGAUUCAGGGAAUGGUACGCCAACGCCUCCUGCAAGCGAUGGUUCAGGCGACGCACUCUCUCCUCCUGCUUCAGUCACCCCAGCAAGAUGGUGUACCCGCCCGGCGAGCUCUACACACCGCCAGAGUCCCCGGAGAGAGAGAUCAUCCCCGCCAAGCCAGCAGAAGAUUACCACAUCCCCGAACGAGACCUCAGCUACACUCUCGACGUCUUCAAGAACGAGAGCAACUACCAGAUGGGUCCCGACACCUAUCUUCUGCAGCUGAAGGACGUCGAGUUCCCGUGCCGGCUUAGAUCCUACAUGAAGGUUGCUGAAGACCGCUCGCCAUCCUUCGCUAUGAGUCUUCGCGAGAACGACUUCGACUAUUCGCGAAUCCCAAUGGUGCACGAGAGGCGGAGGUUCACGGAUGUCAUGGAUGAGGAGAUUGAGGAGGAGCGGAGGAAGAGGACGAUGAUAGACAGACAGACCGCGGGCUUCAUCAGAGGGCGGAUGGAGAGUUGCGCCUUGGACCUUCCCCGACGAGGCAAAUAUGAGUACACCACACAUCUAUCCCUGACGGAGAGGACGCGGGUGGUGCGGGAGGGUGGAACGUCCAACACGGCGCCCUUCCUACGCGAGAAGCCGCCCACCACGGCCAUCGCUGCGGGCUGCAAGGCGGAGGUGACGGCUGUGGCUUCAGGAGUGCCCGAGCCCGUCAUUCAGUGGUUCAAAAACGAAGUCCCCAUAGGCUCAGACAACCCCAGGAUCACCAUCACCACCAAGGGCAGCCGUUCAACCCUCACCUUCACCACCUGCAAGGACUUCGACGCCGGUGUAUACAAGGUCGUGGCGAGGAACGAGGCAGGGGAAGCGAGCCACAAGUUCAGACUCGUUCAAGGUCAGUUCCCCGGCCCCUGCGAGACCCCCCAGGUGACCCAAGUGGGGGAGACGGAAAUGUUCAUCCGCUGGAAGGCCCCCGUGGAUGAUGGCGGGGCAAGGAUUCUGUGCUACAAGCUGGAGAUGAAGCCAUGUGGUGCAACGGAGUGGAGCAGCGUGGCCGACAGCAUCGAGUAUGAAUUCUACCACCUGACCAAACUGUCUCAGGACUCCACCUACUUCUUCCGCGUCACUGCAAAGAACUUCCUGGGCUGGGGAGAUGUGUCGCCCUCCAGCGUGGCCGUCAAGACCCAUGCUACUGGUGUGACAGGUAGCCGCAAGGUGGAGGUGCCGCCCGGCCUGAUGCACCUACAAAGGGAGCGAGAGGGCGGCAGGACCAUCCCUCAGUGGGCCGACAAGAAGGACCUGGACUACUCAAAGGAACUGGAGCCCGUCAAGUUGAAGACUGGGGAGAACGCGGAGUUACAGGUGAGAAAAUACAACCCGGUGGCAGAGAUCUCAAGGGGACGGUUCGGGACGGUCGCCAAGUGUCUGCGCAGCGACGAUACGCGAGUCUUUGUACUGAAGGUGAUGCAGACGGCGGGACGGGAGGCGGAGGUGCAACACGAGUUUGAGGCGCACAACAGUCUGAGGCACGAGAGGAUUGUCCAGCUGUUUGAAGCCUAUAGCGUGGGCGCCUUCACCGUGUUGGUCAUGGAGCCGCUGAGUGGGCUGGACAUUCUGAGUUACCUGGCCAACCAAUAUCAGUACUCAGAGCAGCAGGUGUUCACGAUGACCAGCCAGGUGCUGGACGCCCUCUCGUACCUGCACUGGCGCGGGUACUGCCACCUGGACAUCCAACCUGACAACAUCGUGGUAGCCUCGACCCGAAGGUGUGACGUCAAGCUCAUCGACUUCGGCAGCGCCCAGAAAGUGUCCAAACUGGGCUCCGACAUCACGGCGACAGGAAACAUAGAGUAUACAGCUCCUGAGGUUCUACUGGAGAACAAGGCCCACCCUAGCAGCGACAUAUGGUCCCUGGGUGUCGUGAUCUACGCCCUCCUAGCUGGAAGGAGUGCUUUUGGGGGCGUGGACGAGGAGGACACGAAGGACAACAUUCGGAACGUCAGCUUCAAGUGCGAAUACCUCAACCCCGGCCUGAGUCAAGAGCUUGUGAGACUCAUCAUGCUCAUCUUCAAACGCGACCCCUGCAAGCGGCCGACGGUGGAGGAAUGCUGGGAUCACAAGUGGCUGGUCGAGAGUGACUACAUGGCAAAGAAGAGGGAGAGGAUCAUCUUCUAUGGCGCCAGAUUGAGGGAGUACGACAGGACCUACCACGAAUCCAGAAUCAAGGCGGCCAUCAAGUCCCCUGCUCUUAUAAACUUCAACAACGCCGCCUUCACUCCUGCGAUAUCCUACGACACGGAGAACCUUUGCGUCGUAUAGUGAAGUGUGUGUCUCAGUUCCACUCCCUUUGUUCCCCUUUCUUUCUUUGUCUCAUUUUCCGUUUUUUCUCUCUCCUUCUUUUUUUUCCUUCUUUCUUCUGCAACUUUUGUCUUGUUAUUUUCGUCGGUUUUUCUAUCUGUCCUUUUUUUUCUUGUAUUUCCCUCUCUUUAUUCCUUUGUUUCUCUUUCCUUCUUCUUCUUUUGUCUUGUUCCUCAGUUUCAUCUCUUUCUCUUUCUGGUCAUUUUUUUUCUUCUUUUUCUCUUCUUACAAUUUUGUCUGAUUUUGAAGUUUUUUUUUUUUUCUUCUUCUUCUUCUUCUUCAUCUUCUUUCUCCUUGUUACGAUUGGGUCUUCUCUUCUCUCCUCUUCUUGUUUCUCCGUCUUCUCUCUCCCUCUCUUCUUUUUCCUUCUUUAUUCCGUUUUCACGCCUCUUCAAUUUUCCGUUCAAGCUCUUUUCCUUUUAUUUAUCAAAUCUUUAUCUCUUAGUCCUCCCCCUCCUCCUCCUCCUCUUCCUACACACACUUCCCGUUUUCUUCAUCAAUGUAGCCCCGAAGUCCAUUUUCUGUGGCCCUUAAUUCACCAAGGUAAGGGAGAGAUAUGGCGUUUAUCUCUGUUUACUUCGGUCUCCCCUAAAAAACGCCGUAUUACCCAACAGAAAACGGGACUUGGGCACACCAAUUAGAUUACGUUGAUGUGUUUUCUUUCUCUUGUAAUAUCGUCUCUCCGUGUAUGUAUUUCGCAACAGUAUCUAUUAUUAUUACCAUUGUUAUUAUUAUUAUUAGUGAAAAAGAAAUAUAGAAGCGCUUUGACAUGUGAAUUUCUACAAUGUGUAAUAAUUCUGCGUCAAUGUAUAUUUCUGAUGACUUUUCUUCCUCUCCCUCUCUCUCUUUCUCUCUGAUUCUUACGCUGUAUAAAAUAACGAAAAAUCGCUUUGGGUUUAACGAAAUACGUAAACUUAAGGUUCCUCCUACUCCUCCGUUUUCUUUCAUUUGGACCCGUAGAUAGAUUAUAGGCAGCCGCUUCCCGUUUUCUCGUAGCUGUAGUAAUUUUCGAUGGCAGACUAUUGUAUUAUUAUUUUAUCCUUGUAUUCAUAGAUCUAGACGGAUGUUAUGAUUUAUUUUCCUCUUUUUUUCCCUCUCGUGAUGCCUUCCCCUUCCUCUGAGCGCGUUCCUCGGUGGUGUCACGAAACGGCGGCUUACGAUUGGCCGAACUAUUGUGACGUCACGCAUUGCCGGCUCGUGAUUGGCCGAUUUUUUUGUGACGUCACGUGAGGUUGAAGAUGAUGAUGUACAGUGUAUUAAAAAAGUAUUGAUGAU